Molecule: messenger RNA, 1312 nt
Organism: Meleagris gallopavo (turkey)
Lineage: Eukaryota; Metazoa; Chordata; Aves; Galliformes; Phasianidae
Source: RefSeq, a predicted model, not a curated record
UGUCCGCCACGCGGGGCCUUUGUGUGCGCCGCCCCGCCACGUGCCGUGCCUGACGCCGCGCCCCGCGCUCUCUUCUUCUCCUCCUUCGCUCCCUCCAGCAACGAAGGUUUUGGGAACAGUGAAAUGGUUAACGUACGGAACGGUUACGGCUUCAUCAACAGGAAUGACACCAAGGAAGAUGUGUUUGUCCAUCAGACUGCCAUAAAGAAGAAUAACCCCAGGAAGUACCUCCGCAGCGUAGGAGACGGAGAGACCGUGGAGUUUGAUGUGGUUGAAGGAGAGAAGGGUGCGGAGGCAGCGAACGUGACAGGGCCUGGUGGCGUUCCAGUGCAAGGCAGCAAAUACGCAGCAGACCGUAACCAUUACAGACGAUAUCCGGUCGCAGGGGUCCUCCACGCAACUACCAGCAAAACUAAGAACAGUGAGAGUGGGGAGAAGAACGAAGGAGCAGAGAACAUCCCGGAAGGCCAAGCCCAGCAGCGCCGUCCCUAUCGCAGGCGGCGGUACCCACCUUACUACAUGCGUAGGCCCUACGGGCGUCGACCACAAUAUUCCAACCCUCCCGUGCAGGGAGAGAUAGUGGAGGGUGCUGACAACCAAGGUGCAGGAGAGCAAGGCAGACCAGUCAGGCAGAACAUGUAUCGAGGUUACAGACCACGAUUCCGCAGGGGUCCUCCUCGUCAAAGACAGCCUAGAGAGGAUGGAAACGAAGAAGAUAAAGAGAACCAAGGGGAUGAGACCCAAGGUCAGCAGCCACCUCAACGUCGGUACCGUCGUAACUUCAACUACAGACGCAGACGCCCAGAGAACCCUAAACCACAAGAUGGCAAAGAGACGAAGACAGCCGAACCACCAGCUGAGAACACGUCCGCUCCCGAGGCCGAGCAGGCGGGGCUGAGUAAAUACCGGCUUAACAUCUCUACCAUCAUCCGGUUUAGUCAUCAAAGAAAAGACUUAAGAAAUGAAGAAGAAAAGAAAAUGAAAUUCCAGCAAUAAGAAAUGAACAAAAGAAUUGGAACUGAAGACCUUAAGUGCUUGCUUUUUGCUGUUGACCAGAUUACUAGAACUAUCUGCAUUAUCUAUGCAGCAUGGGGUUUUUAUUAUUUUUACCUAAAGAAGUCUCCUUUUGGAAACAAUAAACACGUUUUUUAAAAGUCUGUUUUUUCUCAAUACACCUUUAAAGGUUUUUAAAUUGUUUCAUAUCUGGUCAAGUUGAGAUUUUUAAGAACCUCAUUUUUAAUUUGUAUGAAAAGUACGCCUGAUUUUUUCAAGUCAAACUGCAAGCAUCUGUUAAUAAAGGUCUUAAAGUUAA